Messenger RNA from Colletotrichum gloeosporioides, 1380 nucleotides. RefSeq lists its product as uncharacterized. Gene Ontology annotation, molecular function: tRNA adenosine(64)-2'-O-ribosylphosphate transferase activity. Gene Ontology annotation, biological process: charged-tRNA amino acid modification. Gene Ontology annotation, cellular component: cytoplasm. The transcript is spliced from 3 exons. Lineage: Eukaryota; Fungi; Ascomycota; Sordariomycetes; Glomerellales; Glomerellaceae. Bases 1 to 1380 code for a protein of 459 amino acids. The record is from RefSeq and is a predicted model, not a curated record.
AUGGCCCAGACUACGUCACCGGCCCUGUCGGACAUCAUCUUCCCGACAACCGCCAACCACAACUUUUCGCACAUCCUCACGGACCUGAAGCGGUCCAACCUAUCCAUCGCGAACCGCCUGCGCUCUUGCAAGCAAGAUGCGGAGUUCGUGAAGGAGGUGGCAACGUGCUACAACCGCCCCCUCGUCGCUAAUGAACGGUGCGGGAGCUGGUACGUCCGGCCCGAGGAGAAGGCGGCGAGCGCCUACUUCAAGAGCACCGACGGCCACACCAACGCCUGGAAGUUUAGCACGCGGAGGUUGAACCUGCACUUGCUUGAAGUUCUAGGGAAACAUGACGGCUGCAUCAUCGUAGACUCAACCCGCCGCGGCAAAAGAAUGCCCGACGCCCUCAGCAAAACCAUCCCGGUAUGGUGCACCGUCCUCAACAUGGCCCUCUUCCCGGACCACCCCAAAUCAUCCCUCCUCCACACCCCUCCCAACGUCGUCUCGGCCUCAGAACACUCCCAAAUCGCCGCCCUCCUCCCCUCCUUCCUCGCCUCCCUCAAAGCCCUCAACCUCGACCUGUCCGCCGCCAGGGCCCACGUCUCCAAACCCCUCCGCCCCUUCUGGAUUACCCAGGAAACGUCUCUCUCGGAGACGUCCACCGUCUUCGACGACCACCACCCCGUCAUCUGCCUCACCUCCUCUCGCCGCGUCGCCGGCACGGAGCUCUCCGAGGCGGGCUACAUCCAGGGUGCCGGCGACGACACGGAGAACUGGGCCCUCGGUCUCACCGCGGACGUCUUCUGGUCCAACGCGGACACGCUCCUCUCGGCGCCCGAGGCGGAUCUGCCGGCCCUCGUCACGGACCUCGUCGCCGGAAGCAAGCAGACCGCCAGGACUACAGCCCCGAAACAGGUGGCCCCUAAAAUCUCCGUGUGCCCCCUCCCCCUGGAUGACGAAUCUGAUUCACCCGGGGACGCAGCGGCAGUGUGCAGGGUCGCACUCACGCAAGACGUGACACAGCGCGAGACGUGGGUGAAGUCCCCGAGGCACAUGCAGGUUGGCCUCGGGAAGCACAAGGUCGCCAGCCGGAACCUGCGCCAGGCACUUCCCGACGUCUGCGCCUUCGUCUCGCGCUUCUUUGACGAGAACCGGAACGGCAACGUCGUGUUCGCGUGCGAGACGGGCAAGGACCUGGCCAUUGGUGCGGCGCUGGCGGUCUACUGCUGGUGUUUCGAUCAGGAGGGCAACUACCGCGCGGCAGACUCCAAGACGACGUUCUUCAACAAGGACAUGAUCCGCGUCAGGCUGGGGACAAUCAUGACCGCGUACCCCGAAGCCAAUGCCAACAGAGCCACUCUGCAAAGCGUGAACAGUUUCCUCAUGGAUAGGAGAUGA